Messenger RNA from Polypterus senegalus (gray bichir), 947 nucleotides. Its product is annotated as troponin I, fast skeletal muscle-like. The record is from RefSeq and is a predicted model, not a curated record. Gene Ontology annotation, biological process: muscle contraction. The coding region runs from base 120 to 659 and encodes 179 amino acids. The transcript is spliced from 8 exons. Gene Ontology annotation, cellular component: troponin complex. Lineage: Eukaryota; Metazoa; Chordata; Cladistia; Polypteriformes; Polypteridae.
AAGCCAUUUAUACCUCGUGAGCUUUACGUGCGCCUGUGGCUAGCCAGUCUGUCCUCACCGUCCUUCAGGUGUCGCCUGUCCUUCUCGGAGUUGGGUUGUAAGAAAACACACAGAGCACAAUGGGAGAUGAAGAGAAAAAGAAGAUGUCCGCCACCCGCAAGCAGCAUCUUAAGAGCUUGAUGCUGCAGAUCGCCAAGCAGCACAUCGAGAAGGAAGAAACUGACCGAGCUGCAGAGAAGGAGCGCUACCUCCAGGAGCACUGCCCACCAUUGUCCAUGGGGGGCUCCAUGCAGGAGCUGCAGGAUUUGUGCAAACAGCUGCAAGGCAAGAUCGACGUCAUCGACGAGGAAAGAUACGACUUGGAGGCGAAGGCUAACAAGUGCCAGAAGGAGAUUGAAGACCUCAACCAGAAAGUGUUUGACCUGAAGGGCAAAUUCAAGAGGCCACCCCUGCGCAGAGUGCGCAUGUCCGCUGAUGCCAUGUUGCGUGCCCUGCUGGGCUCCAAGCACAAAGUGUCCAUGGAUUUGAGGGCCAACCUGAAGCAAGUAAAGAAAGAAGAGAAAGAGCAGGAUCUGCGGGACGUCGGUGACUGGCGUAAGAACAUUGAAGAGAAGGCCGGCAUGGAAGGCAGGAAGAAGAUGUUCGAGUCUGAGGCUUAAGUGCCCCCGGGGUCAGCCAGCCUUGUAUUUAAAUAUACUUUGUGAUGGCCCAGUCCACGUCGUAACCAGUAAUCUCCAAGUCUCCCUCACUGUGUGUUUGCGGGUCUGUGUUUGUGUUUUGCGUGUGUUUGCGUGGCCAACCACGUCAAGCGCCGCCUGUCAAGUCCAAAAGAAAACGCUGCCAUACUUAUGCAUGUGCCGUGCCAUCGAGCCAUUCGGAGUCGCAGCUGUCGCUGUUAUGAAGCUGGGAAGCACACCUUUGUCAGGAAUAUAUUUCAUUUUAAAAUA